Messenger RNA from Spinacia oleracea (spinach), 1884 nucleotides. RefSeq names its product dihydrolipoyllysine-residue succinyltransferase component of 2-oxoglutarate dehydrogenase complex 1, mitochondrial. The record is from RefSeq and is a predicted model, not a curated record. The transcript is spliced from 15 exons. The coding region runs from base 158 to 1588 and encodes 476 amino acids. Lineage: Eukaryota; Viridiplantae; Streptophyta; Magnoliopsida; Caryophyllales; Amaranthaceae. Gene Ontology annotation, molecular function: dihydrolipoyllysine-residue succinyltransferase activity. Gene Ontology annotation, cellular component: oxoglutarate dehydrogenase complex; mitochondrion. Gene Ontology annotation, biological process: tricarboxylic acid cycle.
UUUUAAGACAAAGCACAUUUGCAACCUAACAAUCUGUUACGAGUAUUUUAAACCAUUCCCCAGUCAGACACGGCGGCGUUUCCUCCCACUUUCUUCUUCAUCUAGAGAAGUCGCGCUUUUCUACGGGAUUCUUCUGCGCUUCCGGCAACUAGAGAAAAUGCUAGGGAUUGCGCGGCGAAAAGCUGUUCGCGGUGGUGUUUCGGUCUUAGGGCGCCAAAUUCAGAGGAACUCUGGACCAUCUGCACCUCCUUUUGGAUCUCAUGGCUAUGCUACUGCUGGAAAAGAGGCUUUGCUUCUCAGACCAGGAUCGAAGCUUGUAAGGAUUAUUAGUCUACAUGGGAAUUCAGGUUUUCCAGCUAGUGUUAAGUCGUUAAGGCAAGUUGGAUCGUAUUUGCAAAUAGAUCCUUCGAGGCAAAUAUGGAAGAGGUCCUACUCAUCAGAUGGUGAUGUUGUGGAAGCCGUUGUACCCUUCAUGGGAGAGUCAAUUACCGAUGGCACUUUGGCUGCAUUUUUGAAGCAUCCUGGGGACCGUGUUGAAGUUGAUGAACCAAUUGCACAAAUUGAAACGGAUAAGGUCACUAUAGAUGUUGGUAGUCCUGAAGCUGGUAUCGUUCAUCAGCUUUUAGCCAAAGUAGGUGAUACUGUAGAGCCUGGCGCUAAGAUAGCUACAAUUUCAAAAUCCAGCGAUCAUGCACAUGUAGCUCCGUCAGAGUCACCGACCAGCAAGGCUGAUGCAACCAAGAAGGAAAAGCCAGAUGAGAAAGCAAAUGCUAAGAGUCCUGCUCAAGAGAAGCCUAAAUUGGAAGAUUCUGCUCCCAAGGAUAAGCCUAAAGCCCCUUCUCCACCAUCUUCAAAACUCUCACCGUCAGAACCUCAACUACCUCCCAAGGAUAGAGAGAGAAGAGUUCCGAUGACAAGACUGAGAAAGCGAGUUGCUACACGUUUGAAGGAUUCUCAGAACACAUAUGCCAUGUUAACUACUUUCAAUGAAGUUGAUAUGACAAACUUGAUGAAGCUGCGCUCUGAUUACAAAGACGCCUUUGUCGAGAAGCAUGGAGUAAAGUUGGGAUUUAUGUCAGGAUUUGUCAAAGGGGCAGUGAGUGCACUUCAGAGCCAACCUAUUGUUAAUGCUGUUAUUGAUGGCGAUGACAUUAUAUACCGAGAAUACAUUGAUAUCAGUAUUGCUGUGGGCACCCCUAAGGGUCUUGUGGUUCCUGUUAUCCGUGACGCGGAUAAAAUGAACUUUGCCGAUAUAGAAAAGGGAAUUAACACUCUCGCCAAGAAGGCCACUGAAGGAACAAUAUCAAUUGACGAGAUGGCUGGAGGAUCAUUCACAAUAUCUAAUGGUGGUGUUUAUGGAAGUCUUCUGAGUACCCCAAUUAUCAACCCUCCACAGUCGGCAAUAUUGGGUAUGCACUCAAUUGUGAACCGUCCGAUGGUGGUUGGUGGUCAGGUAGUUUCAAGGCCAAUGAUGAAUGUUGCUCUAACAUAUGAUCACAGGCUGAUUGAUGGAAGAGAGGCAGUUCUCUUCUUGCGCCGCAUCAAGGAUGUGGUGGAAGAUCCCAGGAGGUUGCUUCUUGAUAUAUGAGAUGGUAAAAAAAACAAAGUAUGGUUCUAUUUUCACUCAUAGUAAAAUAAAUUUACCAUGUCUUGUAAUCACAUAAUUUUGGGGGUCAAAUUUCACCCUGCAUUUAUUAACUGGUGCAUUAUGAUUUUGACAUACUUCCCUCAAGCAUCUAGGGAUGUAAUUUAUAGACUCCCUGGCUCUGACUAUUUCUGAAAUUUUUGAGAUUCGCUCUUUCAGAAAGAGUACAAUACAACACUCGGAAAAUAGUUGGCAAUUUUUUUGCAAUAAUGAGUUGGUGUUUUGACUCUUUGUGAUUA